CUUGGGCACCAAAAUAUCUCAUUAUUAUUAAUUAAUUGGGGUAUCAUUCAUGCUAUUAUACUCCUUAAUUAUAAUCACCCAAGUAUUGCUAAAAAUUCUAUAUUUGUAUCCCUUUCAUUUCUAUUCAUAACAAACUGUUGAAGUUGUACAUCACAAAAUUGUAAUGUAAUAAAGUGCUAUAUUAAGAGAUGAACUAUUUCUAUUAUCAUGUUGAUCUUUUAGGAUGGAACCCCGGAUUUUAACAUGGUAUCAGAGCCAAAUCGAUUCAUAGCAGUGGUGUAGGCUCCAUAUAAAAAUAUGACGAUGAUUAUAAAAAAAAAUGAGAAUGACGAUUCGAUGAAAAAAAAUUAAUGACGGCACGAUCCAGACGAAGUUUCUGCUCGUAAGGAAGAGUGUUGAAGUCUCACACCGGAAAAUUGUGAAACAAUAAAGUGCUAUAUUAAAAUCUGCGCUCCUCCUCCUAUCAGGUUGACCUUUUGGGAUAUAAUCUCGAGUCUUAACAUGGUAUGAGGGUCAAACCGAUCUAUAACCGUGGUGUAGGCCCCUUAUGAAAAGUAUGAUGAUGAUUAAUUAGAAAAAUGACAAUGACAAACUGAUUAAAAAAUGAAUGACGACACGAUCCAAAUGAAAUGUCUUAUCACGAGGAGAGUUGAAGUCCCACACGGAAAAUUGUAAAAUAAUAAAGUGCUACUCCCUCCGUCCCGCUAUGAUUCUCCCAUUUUACCAUUUCGAUCCGUCCUACUAAGAUUGUCUCAUACCUUAUUUGGUAAAGUUUGUGUGGUUCUAAAUCAUUCCUACUUUAUUCUUACUUUAUCAAUUCAAUAUCAACCACACAAACUCACUUUUAUUAAUAACCGUGCCAUCUUUUCUUGUCCUAAACUUAGGGGGACGGAGGUAGUACAUAGUAUAUUAAGACAUACUCCCUCCGUCCCUAAUAACUUUGCCAAGUUUGACCGGCACGAGGAUUAAUAAAGUAAAAACUGUGUGGUUGAGGUUUGUGCAGAAGAGAGAGAAUUAACUUGAACCACAAAUUCUUUACUUAAAAGGGAAAGUGGCAAAGUUAAUGGGACAUCCAAAAAAGGAAAGUUGGCAAAGUUAUAAGGGACGGGAGUAUGUUACUUAUAUCAUGUUGUUGACCUGGAAGUCACGUCUAACCCAAAAAAAAUUCUUAGGAUGGCAAACCUCCUCCAAAUUGACAAGGUGGACUUUUAAAACUCCAACAACCAGUACACUUGCGCCGGCCAAACCAAGUCUAUUACUACCUCCGUCCCUUAUUAAACUUCCAAAUAGGUUUGGCACAGAGUUUAAGAUAGUGAGUAUUGUGUGGUGGAGAGUUGUGCAGAGGAGAAAAAAAUCUGUAAGAAUUGCUGUGAACCACAAAUUCUGGCCAAAAAGGGAAAGUGGAAGUUUUAAUUGGGACGGACGAAAAAGGAAAGUUGGAAGUUUAUUUAGGGACGGAGGGAGUAGUUUUCUCUCAAUUACCACACCUUACAAGGGUAAGAUAACACUUUCCUUGACAUAUUGUGAGCAGUGGCGGAGCCACUUUAGUUCAAAGGUGUUCUCAUGAACACCUAGAAUUUUGAAAAAUAUCUUAGUAUAUAUGUAUGAAUUUAGUUUUAUUAUUUAUUUUCUUUUCAAAUUUUAAAUAUAGAAAAAAUGAACACCCAUAGUUGAAUUCAUAGAUCCGCCACUGAUUGUGAGACCCACACAGCCGCCAAUUGAGUCACGAUCUUUCGACCGAUCAAGAAGAAAAAGAACCUGUUCUUCUAUUUCCAGGAUGAGAGACUCUUCCUCGAUCACACUGUCCAGGAGAAAGGAGAACUUGUUCUACAAUUCUCUCCCAUGCAUGAUUGGGGCUGAGAUUAUAUUCGAGAUGCUUCUUGAUCUCAGGGUUGAUAUGCAUUAGCAAUGAAAAUAUUAGUAAAUGUUAAUAGAGACGACACGGAAUGAAAGGAAGAAGAAUAGCAAAAGCUCCAAUUCCUUUCCAAUUGAAUAACCGCUAUUUAGGAGUUGAAGAAGAAGAUGCCACAUAAAUUGAUCGAAGAAGAAAAUUAGCGGAUCAAAUUCCUCUCUAUCCAGGUGGAUGAUGGCAUUGAUGAAGAAAGUGAAGAUGAAGAUGUAAACAAUGAAGUUUUAAUGUGAUUUGAUGAAGUUUUAUUUCCAUUUGUUGUUUUCAUUUUAAGUUCAGAGUUAAGACACUACUAUUGUGAUGAUUUACACUUUAAAGACAAUGGAUCAUGGAUGUUGAUUACUAGGGUAUUGUUGAACUAUGAUUUGUGAUUGAUUAUUGUUGAAAUGAAAUUCUACCUUUUCCCCAUUCAAGUAUUUCAUAAACACUUUUUAAAAGAUUGACAUUUCAAAUUAGUAGUAUGGUGCUUUGUAGCAAUGUUUGCAAAAAAUGGUUGGAAUCUUUUUUACAACAGUUUUUUUUGGUUACUAUUGAUAGAAACAAAUAAAAAAUAUUGUCCUAUAUGUUUGAAAAAAUUGUUCUCUAAGCUAUACUCUUUGAGUACGGUUUUUUCAAUGUGUUGCCUUUAAAUAUUAAAACUGUUGUCUAAUGUAUAGGCAACGCCUUACAUUACCACAGUUUUAAAACUGUUGCCAAAAACAAUGGCAACAGUUUUUUUUAUUAGGCAACAGUUUUUCAACGUAGUAGUAAAUCCAAAAUGUUGUAGUGACAUACAAGGCUCUGGCAAAUAAUUUGACUCCAUGUGCAUUGUGCAGUGAUAGUGGAUGUAUUUGACCAUGAAGUAAGCCUCUUGAGAUACAUCAAGAACCCACCAAUCCCAGCUGCUUCGACGAAGAAGACCUGAAUGGGUGAAAAACGGAAAGCAAUGAUGGAGGUAGAAGUGUAGAACUACGGUAUGAAAGGGAAAAGAUUUGUCCAACACUCCAAUUUGAGAUGUUAAAAAAAUCACUUAUCGAGGUGUUAGGGAGGUUUUCUCUAACACUUUUAAACACUUAUACUAACACUUGAAUUCCUUAAUAAAAAUUCUCCAAAACAAGUGAUAAGACCAACACCCUUCAACACUUUCAUUAGUAAUACCUCUCAACACUUCAUCCAAAUAAACCGUAAAAUUAAACUCUACUCCCUCCGUCCCCCUAUGUUUGUCCCGUUUUACCUUUUCGUCCGUCCCAUUAAGUUUGUCCCAUACCAUAUUAGGUAAUGUGACAGACACUUUGUCGUAGUGCGUCAAAAUAAAUUCAAUACUAGCACUUAUACGUAGUAUAGUGAAGUAGAGUUCGUAUCCACAGGGAAAGGAAUAAUUAUCUUUUUAAAUGAAACAAAUAAAUAAAGGGGGGGGGGGUUUGAUUGAGUGAUUUAAUUUAAUUAAACACAAAGAUGAAGGACUUAUAUGAGAUUAAAUUUAAGAAUAAAAGGGACUUGGCCUUGCUACUUUCCACUUGUUGAUAUAUUUUAGUCGAUCAUUGUUAUAUCUAUAACUUAUCACCUCUCGAAUACUCAAUCGAGAAGUAUCUCCAAUUCAUCGAGGGUAGUUAUUAACAACGACCGUUCAUUAAUAACCCUUACUAUUAAUCAAAUAUAGAACAACGCCGUAUACCGAUAUAAUAGUAGCAUUUAAUCUCUUUAACUCCUAGAUGAAAUCAAUUGAGAUUGAUAACCUCAACACAACGAUUUCGGUUUAACCAACAAAAUUAAUCCCUCUUAAGUUUAUUAACCACGACCGUGUAUUAAUAAACCGAAGUUACUUACUUGUGAAACCAUCAACAAUUAACACCAUUGGUUCGUUGAUCGUUUCUAGUAAUAAUUAAUGUCGGAACGUUAACUAAUCGUCACUUAGCAACCCUCGAACAUUAAUAUAGAAUGAGAUUAAGGAAAGAAUUAAUAAUCAAGAGAAGAAGUUAAGAAAAUAACUCACAACUUUAAUAAUCAACAAGGAAAGAAUCUGAACAGUAGUAGGCCGCAAAACCAAUCAUCUAACUUAAAUGAUGGUGAACUUAUCACCACAGGCUAACCCCACAUUAUUAAGGCCGGGAUGAUUCUAAUCCCUAAUUAAUAAUGGUGAUAAAGGCAAUUUUAGCUGCAAUAUUAUUUAUAAUAGGAGCAGAUGGUGAAAGGGUGAUGUUACUUAGCUGAAAUAGGCUGAGUAUCAGCUGUCAGGCCAAUAGAUUGGCCCGAUUAAGAUUUAACUCGGUUGGAUGAGAUCCGGCCCAACUUUUGGCUUUGUAUAUCUCUGCCGCUCCUUCACCCAAGCUAUACCAAAGCGGAUAUCCUUCAAAGCCCAGCCUGGUGCCGAACGGGAACUUCGAGGGUCGGUGUUCCAGAAUGCCGAGCAGCAGGUACUGCACGAUGCAGAGGAGGAAAGCUGGUUUUCCCGAUCGGAAGCUGCUAUCUCUGGCUGGACGGACACUGGUUGAUCACCGGUUGUUGCUCGAACGAGAUUUGAUAUCUCUGCUUGAACGAAGACUGGUCGGUCGUCGAUUAUUGCUCGAACAGGAUCUUCUAUCCCAUCUGAGCGGAGACUGGCCUGGUCCCAAAGCUAGGCGGUGUUAUGACAGAACUUUGGGCGCCGGUAUGCCGGAAAUUCUCCCGUCCAGAACGUAUAUGAGAUAUGUAGGUCGCUUCUUCCCGAACCUUCUUGGUGCAUAGUUUUCUGUCAGGGACAAAGAAUUAUUUGGAUCCUUUGAAAAUUCUAGCGAAGCUAUGAUAUGUUCCCAGGAUCUUUCCCGUUCGGGAAAAGCAAUAGUGCCGGUGGCCUUGUUUAAUAGUGUGAUCAUCCGUAGAUACCUUGGGCCAGUGCCUAGCUUGGGCGUCCUUUUAGUUGGGCAGGUUUUUGAAGUUCUCGUUCGGGUCAUAAAUUUUAGUUGGUGAGUUAAAGGAAAGCUUGCCGACCGGGGGUCUCCGUUUGGCUACGGCUAUGAAUGCUGGGGAAAUCCAGCCCGUUCGGGCAAGCAGUAUGGCUGUUCCUUCAUGGCUUCUUUUACUUGUGCAGGUCCCAUCCUUGGUUCAGCCUAAAACUCUCGUUCAGGCCUCAUUGUUGACUCCGGGUACACAUGGAUAUAGGGCCUGCUUGGCGGAAAAUCUCCCGCUCGGCCCCCUGCUAAGCUGAAACUGUUGCUCUUGUGUGCUGAUGUGCGUCGCCUCUCCGGACUGGCCGGUCGUUCCAUAAGUUCCUGUCCUGGGUUUGGGGGUAUUGCAAAGCAUAGUGUGUUCGGCGUUCGUUACCCAUGUGUUCGGGGAGUUUCCGUUCGGCGUUCGGGAUGCAGUGCAUACUCUUUGGAUAAUGAUGAAUCUGUCAGAAUCAUCUACUUUUGUUGUGUUGUCAGGCUUCCCACGUGAGAAUGUAUAGAUAUUUUCCUUAUCUCAAGCCAGUGGGUAUGUGGGUCCCUCUUACUUCUUCCUCCUUCACUGGUAUGCUUCCAUGGCUGGUUCACUGCUUGUAGUUCGAAUUGUUUUUUUGCUUCGGUCCCAGCCUGUCACUUAGGACAUGGAGCAAUGAUUUGAUAGCCAGCUGCUUGGUUGGAUCCGGAUUCUUCACCAGGAGUUCUCCAUUUAUAGUUUUUCCAGAAUUCCUCCCCUUGCUUGUUUCCUUUGAAGAUCAGGUCGUUUUUGCAUCAAAAAACUUUGUAAAAAAUCAAGAACACAUGAACCUUUUUGAUCUUUUCCCACAGACGGCGCCAAUGUUGAGGUUUUGUCCCGUAGAUCCGAAAGCGCAACAUAAACUUCGGAUAUUAAGGACGAUGGAUUCGGUAUAUAAAAGUGAAUAUAAAUAUAAAAGUGUAUGAACUAGCUAUUUUUACGUGGAAACCCGGAAAAGGAGAAAACCACGGGACUUUUUAGGCUAACGUCCAAGCCCGCUCUUUCUCAUUAAUAUGCUCCCAUCACUCAUUUACAAUUUUACAUAGUACCAAUAUUUCUUGGAUCUUCCAUUAAUGGAGCUUUAAUAACUAAGCUAAAAGAAUAAGAAAUAAGGAUGAAGAACUCAUCCAGGAAAGGAGAGCCAGAAAAAGCAGAUCCUUUGAGUGGAAGCCUUCCUUCCUAUUUAUAGGAAAAGGGGAGGGCUUUUCUAUUCUAAUAAGGCCUUAAUGGGCCGAAGCAGGCCCAUGUGGGCCGAAAUGGGCCGGUUGGCCUAAAUGGGCCUCGCCAAAUGGGCCCCGUACCGGGGUGGUGUCUUGGGCAUCUGAACAGUAGUAGGCCGGGAUAUUAUUCCCCAACAGGAUGCAAUGGCCGGCCUUGUUUGGCAAUCGGCCGUUAGCUUGUUCCCAUAACAGUUAGGUAAUGACUGAUUGUUUAGCUGCUUUGAAUGGCUGGUUAACUUAGUUCAUUGUCAACAAUUGUUUAAUAAAUUGGUUGUUAGAGGGCAUGAUUAUAUAUAUGUGUGUGUAUAGAGUUUUUUCCUCAAAUAAUGUUAAUUAAAAAACUAAUUACGAAAAUAUGGUUGAAUGAAAAGUUUUUACCAAAUUGAUGCUGCCCAAACCAUGGUUAAAAGAACCGAUCCAAUUGGCG
Cuscuta epithymum is the source of this 6469-nucleotide messenger RNA. The record is from the annotation of a GenBank genome assembly. NCBI's taxonomy places the organism in Eukaryota, Viridiplantae, Streptophyta, Magnoliopsida, Solanales, Convolvulaceae.